GAAUUCUCAGAUAUAUCUGUGAAUGAGUUUUGCAUGUUUUUAACGCACUUGAAUAUACAAUUUCAAAUUAAUUUUGCUUUGACGAACAAAGCAUUAACUUUUUUUUUUUAUUUCGAGUUAAAUUAAUUUUUAAAAUUACAUUAACAUGAGUGAUUUUAAGACUAUUAUUGAAGGUAUUAAAGCUUCCAAUAAUUUACCAUCUGGAGUUAAUUGGAAUUUUUACACUAGCUAUCCCAAAUAUAUGAAAACAAUAUCUGCUCGACAAACAUAUAUUCUAAAGUUAAUAUCAGCCUUGCUAAAAAAUCAAAGAAUUCAAGGAAAUAUAAGGAGUAGUGAUCAUGAAGGUCAAUUUCAGUUAAUUGAAGAGGGCAAUGAUACAAUAUUAGACAGAGUGGCAUUCAAUAUUGAUUCUUUGAAUGGUUCAUUUAAACAUGAUGAGAUGUUAAUGACCCCUAAACGUUUAUUAAGUGAGAAUCCUGAAGAAAAGGCUCAAAUAAAAAAAAAAGUUUUGGUUCAUGGGCGUAUUGUAGAAAGGCCUCAAGCAAAAUUUAAAGUCAAAGUUGACAAUCGGCCAGUUCCAUUUAAACCUUUACUAAAACAUAAACCAAAUAGUAUAACACCACUUAAUUUAUGUUUAGAAACAAAUGAAGAAGGUGUUAUGUUCUAUAAACAUCCAUAUGAAACUGAGUUAGAGACAUUUAAAGUACCCGAUGAACAUUUAAAAGUUAAAAAAGCUGUACAGCCAGAAUCAUUAGAUAAUACAAAACUAGUCGAAAUAUCCAAUGAAGAUCAAUUAAAUAUGAUGGUUUCAGAAUUAAAUGAUGCUAAAGAAUUGGCUAUAGAUCUUGAAGCUCAUAAUUAUCGAACAUAUCAAGGGUUUACAUGUUUAAUGCAAAUAUCAACAAGAAAUACUGAUUAUUUAAUAGAUACACUGGAACUAAGAGAUAAAUUACAAGUAUUAAAUGAAAUUUUUACCAAUCCUAAUGUGGUUAAGGUGUUCCAUGGAGCAGAUAGUGAUAUUGUAUGGUUACAAAGAGAUCUUGGCCUAUAUGUAAUCAAUAUGUUUGACACAUAUCAAGCUUGUAAAAUAUUAAAUUUUGUACGAAAAGGAUUAGAAUUCUUAUUAAGCAAAUAUUGCAAUGUGAACGCAGAUAAAUCAUUUCAGUUAUAUGACUGGAGAACUAGACCUCUGUCAGAAGAUGCUAAACGCUAUGCACGGUGUGAUACUCAUUACUUGUUAUAUAUAUAUGAUAUGAUGAAAAAAGAUUUAAUGGCCAUGUCUACUAAACAAAAUAAUUAUGUUGAAAUAGUAUUUCAAAGAAGUACUGAUGUCUGUAAAAUGAGAUAUGAAAUAAAUAUUCUAAAUAAUGAAAGCCACAUGAGUAUGUAUAAAAGAAGCAAAAAGUUAUUUGACUUACAGCAAAUGUUUGCCUUAAAAUCAUUAUUUUCAUGGCGCGAUAAAAUUGCAAGAGAAUUAGAUGAAAGUCCUGGAUAUGUGCUACCAAAUCACAUGUUGAUAAAAAUAUCAGAAACAUUGCCAAAAGAAUUUUCUGGUAUAUUGGCUUGUUGCUCUCCAAUACCACCAUUAGUUAGACAAUGCUUACAUGAAAUUCAUCAUAUAAUUAAAAAAGCUAGAGAACAAUCAUUUGAAAAUGUUAAAAAAUGUGAAGAAAAUCUUAAUAAUUAUCAAAAUGUUAUAAAACAUGAAGAUAUUGACUUAAUAAGCUUACAUGAUUAUUCAAAAGCUGACAAAACAUUUUCUGGUAUUUUGCCUACAUUAUUAGAAGACAAAGAUUUCUAUAAUUAUUCUGAUUGCAAUGAUGACUUUAUUUUCGCUCAAGAUAUAAGAGUAUUUCAAGAUAUUAUUAAAAAUUCAAAAACAUCUAAAAGUUUGAGUAACAUAAUUUUUAAACGUCCAUAUGAUUCAUAUUUGAAAACAUUAGAAUACAAAAAAGCAUACAAUAAAUUAAAAAAAGAAAAAAAUACUGAAGAUGCCAGUAACAAUCAGAUGGAGAUAAAAAAAACUGUACCAAUGGAUUGUCCAGAUAAAAUAAUGUUCAACAUCUCUAAGAUAAAACCAGUAAAAGAAGUAAAAAAAGAGUCUAUUGAUCUUACUAUUGUAAAAGAAGAAACUCCUAAACCAGACAUAUCUACUAAAGUUGUUAAAUCUUUAGAUACUCCUAACAUUGCUGAAGUUUCUAGUAAAAAACCAAAUUUUACUCCUCAUAACUACAGUAAUACUAAUUUUUCAAAAUUUCAUAAUCAAUCAAAAGAUGUUUUGUUUAUUGCUAAAAGACUUCAACAAAAUAAAAACAAAUCUAAAAAGAAAAAUAAGCCGAAACGGUUACAAAAAACUGUUUGAAUUACCUUUAUUACAAUAAACAUUUUUAUUUGACUAAUA
Messenger RNA from Daktulosphaira vitifoliae (grape phylloxera), 2401 nucleotides. It is a transcript of the gene Rrp6, whose product is annotated as exosome component 10. The record is from RefSeq and is a predicted model, not a curated record. Gene Ontology annotation, biological process: nuclear polyadenylation-dependent rRNA catabolic process; nuclear polyadenylation-dependent snoRNA catabolic process; histone mRNA catabolic process. Gene Ontology annotation, molecular function: nucleic acid binding; 3'-5'-RNA exonuclease activity; nucleotide binding. Lineage: Eukaryota; Metazoa; Arthropoda; Insecta; Hemiptera; Phylloxeridae. The transcript is spliced from 14 exons. Gene Ontology annotation, cellular component: nucleolus; nuclear exosome (RNase complex). The coding region runs from base 146 to 2362 and encodes 738 amino acids.